AUGCAAAAUUGGCAAGUGUAUCCAAGGCAACGAAAUUAUUUGCCGGUUUUUAGACGACGCAACGUCGAGGAGACAUGGGAAGCUUACACUCAAUUACGACAUUCGAGCAUCAAACUUACUCGGACAGAAUUUAGACACACAUGGAAAUUCCUCUUCUCAAAUACGACCAUAACUGCAUUCGCUCCUUUACAACCAGUUUCUAUCCGCCUUGACAUCGAAAUUGUCAUGGUCGUUCUUCGUCGGAUGGAGAGUGCAAAGAUUAUGCCCAAUAGUGUAUUGUAUAAUACCUUGGUUAACGUCGCAGCUCAUCUACUUUCGCCAGCAACCGAGUUUCUGGCCAUCCGGAUUACUACCCAAUGUUAA
Paraglomus occultum is the source of this 363-nucleotide messenger RNA. Lineage: Eukaryota; Fungi; Glomeromycota; Glomeromycetes; Paraglomerales; Paraglomeraceae. The record is from the annotation of a GenBank genome assembly.